Molecule: messenger RNA, 3000 nt
Organism: Protobothrops mucrosquamatus (brown spotted pit viper)
Lineage: Eukaryota; Metazoa; Chordata; Lepidosauria; Squamata; Viperidae
Gene: CNTN1
Product: contactin 1
Exons: 22
Coding region: 1-2994 (997 amino acids)
Biological process (GO): cell-cell adhesion; brain development
Molecular function (GO): cell-cell adhesion mediator activity
Source: RefSeq, a predicted model, not a curated record
AUGCUCAUGAUGAUGCUUGCACAAGGGGGCUAUGAACUAAAAGGUUACGGACCAAUUUUUGAAGAGCAGCCCAUUGAUACGGUAUAUCCAGAAGAGUCUCCAGAUGCAAAAGUGUCGAUGAACUGCAGAGCCCGAGGAAUCCCUACACCUACUUACAAGUGGCAACGUAACAACUGGGAUGUUGAUAUUAAACUGACAAAAGAACAUUAUAGUAUGGUAGGAGGUAACCUGGAAAUCAAUAAUCCUGAGAAGUCAAGGGAUGAAGGAACAUAUGUUUGCAUAGCAUACAAUAUACAUGGAACUAUUAGGAGCCGGGAAGCAACUUUAAACUUUGGAUAUUUAUAUCCUUUUCCUCCGGAAGAGAGACAUGCAGUAAAGGUACGAGAAGGUGUAGGUGCUGUUCUUCUCUGUGAUCCUCCACCUCAUUAUCCAGAUGAUCUAAGUUAUCGAUGGUUUCUGAAUGACUUCCCAGAAUUCAUUACUUUGGAUAAACGGCGAUAUGUGUCACAAACAAAUGGUAAUCUUUACAUUGCCAAAGUUGAACCUAGUGAUAAAGGCAACUAUUCAUGCUGUGUGACCAGUAAUUCAAUUACUAAGAGUGUAUUCAGCAGUUUCAUUCCACUUAUUCCUCAAACAGAUCGAUCAAAAGGCUAUGUGCCAGAUAUCAGAGUGAAGUUCAAAGAUACAUAUGCGCUUUUAGGACAAAAUGUGACGCUAGAAUGCUUUGCGCUUGGAAACCCUGUUCCUGAGCUUAGAUGGAGUAAAUAUCUUGAACCAAUGCCAAGCAGUGCAGAUAUAAGCAUGUCUGGUGCAGUCCUAAAGAUCUUCAAUAUUCAGUUUGAAGAUGAAGGAAUAUAUGAAUGUGAAGCUGAAAAUUACAGAGGAAAAGAUAAACAUUCAGCAAAAGUGUAUGUUCAAGCAUAUCCAGAAUGGGUGGAACAUAUUAAUGAUACCGAAAGAGAUAUUGGCAGUGAAUUCUAUUGGCCAUGUAUAGCUGCAGGCAAGCCUAUUCCAACAAUUCGGUGGCUGAGAAAUGGAUUACCGUAUUGGAAAGGAGAAUUGAGAUUUUCUAGCCUGAAGCUUGAAGAUUCAGGCAUGUAUCAAUGUGUAGCAGAAAAUAUACAUGGAAUGAUUUAUUCAAAUGCUGAAUUAAAAGUUAUUGUUUUACCUCCAACCUUUGAAUUCUAUCCAAUGAAGAAAGAGGUUUUGGCUGCAAAAGGAGGGCAGGCUAUAAUUGAGUGCAAGCCUAGAGCAGCUCCUAAGCCAAAAAUUACCUGGAGUAGAGGGACAGAAAUUCUUAGAAACUCAACCAGGAUACAUAUAUGGUAUGAUGGCAGCCUAGAAAUUAUUAAUGUUACAGCAGCAGAUGGAGGCAAUUACACCUGCUUUGUGGAAAACAACAAAGGGAAAGCUAACAGUUCUUCUGCUCUUAUAGUCACAGCUGCAACAAGGAUUACAUUAGCACCAACUAAUGUUGAUGUCAUUGUUGGAUUGAAUGCUACCAUGCAAUGUCUUGCAUCCCAUGAUCCUUCUUUAGACCUGACUUUUAUUUGGCUCUUAAAUGGAUAUCCAGUAGAUGUUGAUAAAGAGAGUGAUUAUUAUGAAAGAUCUAUCAUGAUAAAAGACAAUGGUGAACUUAUUGUCAAGAAUGCUCAGUUGCGGCAUGCUGGAAGAUACACAUGUGUUGCUCAGACAAUUGUUGAUAAUGCUACAGCUUCAGCUGAUCUUGUUGUGAGAGGUCCCCCAGGACCCCCUGGAGGACUCAAAGUAGAAGACAUUAAAAAUACAUCUGUAUUUCUUACAUGGAGCCGUGGGAUAGAAAAUCAUAGUCCUAUAUCAAAUUACACUAUUCAGUCAAGGACUUUUCUGUCCAAGUAUUGGAAAGACAUGAAAACAGAUCCUUCCAUUGUUGAUGGAAAUGCGGAAUCAGCAAAAGUUAUUGAUUUAAUUCCAUGGAUGGAAUAUGAAUUUCGUAUAAUGGCAACUAAUAUUUUAGGGACAGGAGAUCCUAGUAUACCAUCACAGAAAAUUAGAACAGAAGGAUCUCCUCCAAAUGUGGCCCCUUCUGAGGUUGGAGGAGGAGGUGGAAGCAAUAGAGAACUGACUAUAACAUGGGUGCCUUUGCCAAAAGAGUAUCACUUUGGUAAUAAUUUUGGAUAUGUGGUAGCUUUCAAGUCCUUUGAUCAAAAUGAUUGGAAAAGUGUUACAGUUCCUCAACCUGAUAUUGGUCGGUAUGUUCAUAAGGAUGAAUCAAUGCUUCCUUCAUCAAAGUAUCAAGUAAAGGUGAAAGCAUUUAAUAACAAAGGGGAAGGACCUUUCAGUCUUACUGCUAUUAUCUAUUCAGCAGAAGAUGCUCCUACUGAAAGACCUAGAAAUGUGAAAAUAAAAGUUCUGUCAUCCACAGAAGUAUCUGUUUCCUGGGAACACAUUUUCAAUCCAGCUGUUACUGGCUAUGAGAUCAGUUACUGGUCCAGCGGUGAAAAAGAAAUAGCUGCAAAUAGAGUGCAAGUGAACAGUCAGAAUUUUUCAGUAAUGUUAGAAAACCUGAAACCUUAUACAAAAUACUAUACAAAAGUAGCAGCUUUCAAUGCAGCUGGCAUUGGACCUUACAAUUAUCCUUUGGAUUUUGUUACAGAAAAAGCACCUCCAAGGCAGCAACCAAGAAUUAUUGAUGCUGUAAGGUCCGGUUCAAAGUACAUUAUCACAUGGGAGCAUGUUAAGUCACAGUCCAAUGAAUCUACUGUGAAAGGAUAUAAAGUGCUCUAUAGACCAGAUGGUCAAUUUAAUGGUACACUCUUUAAGACUGGUAACCAUUAUAUAGAAGUUCCUGCACCUGUUAAAGGUCAGUACAUUGUUGAAGUUCGGGUCCACAGUGAAGGGGGAGAUGGAGAAGUAGCUCUUGUAAAAAUUCCAGGAGCUGCUGCUGGAAUAUUCCCUAGCUGUCUUGGUUUAUUGUUGCCUGUUCUUGGUAUCCUUACCUUUUUGGAAUUCUGAAUGUAC